AUGGUAUCAAGAGCCUACUUGUUUUUUCUUGUCUCUGCUGUCUGUAUUCCUGUGUUCUGUGGCUGCCAUCUCACAGCCAUCAUGGCAUGUUCUUCUACGAAGGCUGCAUCUGCAUAUGAACUGGAUGAAUGUGUAGUUGCAAGUUUGUCUUCUGUGGUGUCUUACCUGUUUAGUAGUAGCUCUGGUGAUACCUCUGGUGAUACCGAUUUCAUGCAUCCUGAAAUUAUGAAACAAGAAUCAUUGUUUGCGGUCCCUGAUAGAAGUGAGACAAUUACACGAGGGGCUUUACUGACAAAUAAUGUCUGCCAUUUUCUUAUUGAUGUUACUUGCAGAUUCAAGUCUAUGGAGAUGAUUCUUCACAGUUAUAGGACAAGUGAUGAUUUUGAGAGUCAUGCCACUAAUUUUCACUCUUUAUCUGGUAACAAAAUGGUUGUGCAUAAGUUGCCUGAGUAUGGAAUUUGGAUUUCGAUUCGGCCCACAACUAUUGUAGUAUCUUGCGAAGAAGGGAAGAUGGAUCUCCUGACUGAUUUAUCAGGAAUCCUGUCUUUUGUUUUUGAAUACCAGGAUUCAAUUGGAAACAACAUUGAUCAUAUUGUACCUGAAAAUUUACUUUUGCAGUCUAUUAAUUGUUUACAUGAAAUAUCUCUUUCUGGUUGCUCGUUUGCAUUAAGCUUGGGUCUUGUUCAAAAUACCCCAUCUUCAGCCUUUGAAAGGUUAAGUAAUCGAUCUCCCCAACCAGUUAUAAAAAUGGGUUCUCCGUCCAAUAUCAGUCUGCUAACUUCAGCAAAUCACUGGUUACUAAUAGAUGUUUCCGUAAGUAGUAUCUUUAUGGGGAAAUGCUCACUGAAGAGUGAUCUGAUUCAAGCACAUAAAUUCAAUAAGCUUCUGUCUUUGUUUUCAAUUGGUGGAGAGUUUCAUAUGAUAUCCUGGGAGAUUCAGGGUGGAUUCAUUUUUCUUGAAACAGCAUCUUUGCCAAUGGCCAUUGAUAACUAUUCUUCAUAUCUUCGCUAUAUUGGCCAUCUCUCUUCUGAUACAAAGCAACCUAAAAAAGGCAUCAAGAAGGAAGAGAAUUGCAGAGAGAACUAUAUUUCAGAUGAUGUGAAUGAUCAAGAAGCUAUUAGAUCUUCUGAAGAAGCUGCAAGUAGAUUGCCAGAUAGAUGUGACUUUUCUUUGUCUCGCUUUGCUUUUGUUUUAGCACUUGAAAAUGAAUCUGGUUGUAUCCAAGAAAUUUUAGUAGAGGUUGACAUCCAUAUGAAUUUUGAAUUGGCAACUACUGGGAGGAAAUUAACGAUUGACCUUUCUCAUUUAUCAAUCCUGUAUCAAAUUAUUCAAAGGAGAGUGGAAGAAGAAAUUGCAAUUCCUCAUUUUUCUUCUGUCACAUCAAAAAAUUUGUCAUCUCAGCAUGUUUCAGGAGAUACUCUUUCAGGAUUUGAGAACUAUGGUGAAUUGAACUCAAUUAGUCAUGCUAGUAGUUCAAAAAAUACUCUUCCUAUUCAGAUAAUAAGUCAUCAGAACCAAAUUUUGAAAAAUUUAAGAGGUUUCAUGUCACUGGAGAGGCCAGAUAAUGGUUUUAUGCAUUUGUCCCGGUGUUGGUUUGGCAUUUGUUCUCUUUUAGGUUUUGAUAUGACACUUUCUAUAUCUGAAAUUCAGACAAUUUUGUCAAUGUUUUCCUCACUCUCUGAGAUAUCCAGUCAGAAUAUGAAAAAAAAUUUGGAAAGAAAUCAUUCGUCUUCUGGCAAUGACGUUGACAAUAAUUUGGAAGCAGUGAUUCCUGAUGGAGCAAUUGUUGCUAUUCAGGAUGUCAACCAACACAUGUAUUUUACAGUUGAAGGACAAGAAAAGACAUUUAGUGUAGGUGGUGCCAUUCAUUAUUCUCUUGGAGGAGAAAGGGCUCUUUUCAGGAGGAGCAAGAUGAGGCUAGAGUUAUCAAAAAUGGGCGACCUCAACGCCUAG
Sphenostylis stenocarpa is the source of this 1953-nucleotide messenger RNA. Lineage: Eukaryota; Viridiplantae; Streptophyta; Magnoliopsida; Fabales; Fabaceae. The record is from the annotation of a GenBank genome assembly.